This is a messenger RNA of Cherax quadricarinatus, 4375 nucleotides long. NCBI's taxonomy places the organism in Eukaryota, Metazoa, Arthropoda, Malacostraca, Decapoda, Parastacidae. The record is from RefSeq and is a predicted model, not a curated record.
UUAGUGAGAGGAGCAGCCAAUCACAAACCUGAGUAACAUAGGCGACGCUAUUUUGGUGGUGAACCCGGAGUCACAACAAUCCCACCUACCACAACCUUAUCCAAAUUUUUCCUCAAAAUGAGGGUCAAGUUAGACCUAAGCGAAUUUAUACAGGAUGAGGGGAAAUUUUCUAUGAUAACAAUAAAUGUGAAAGAGUCGAAGACAGUGUGGGAUGUGCUGAAGAAGAUCUGCAGACGAUUUGACGUCUCUCUGGAGCCUGAAGAUGCAGAUGGAGAAGUGCCAAAAAAACCAACUGUAGGUUUGUUUGAAGAUGAGUUUUAUAUUCAUCCAGAUGAAACUUCCACAGUUCUGCAAGAGACAGGUGUUUUUAAACUCAGGUCAUUGCCAAAGAAGGGAAGUUCAGGAGAAGGAAAGAAAAAGAAGGGAAAGAAGGCGACACAUGAAGAUGUUCCACUUAGUGAUGGAGAGAAAAAGGAAAGAAAAAGCAAGAGAAAUAAAGUUAACGAAGAAAUACAGUUACACGAUGUCAUUAAGGAAGAGAAAAAGACAAAGAGAAAUAGAUUGUCUGAAGAACUUGUGCCAGUGGAGAAUGAAGAUGAUGACAACAGAAAAGUUAGAAAACGUAAGAGAGGUAAAACAGGUGAACUGGAAAUAGAUGUGUGUGAAGUGAAGGAAUACCGGAAACACAAGAAGACUAAAACGAGUGAAGAGAAACUUGAUUCAGAGGAUGAUGUACAAACUAGGGAAAGAGGAAGAGAGAAGAAAGAAAAGUUAAUUGACAAAUUAGAAGAACCACUAAAACAUGGUGAGGAAGUAAGGGAUAAAAAGAAAUCAAAGAAGGAUAAAGCUAGUGAAAGUCAAGUUGAAACUGAACAUGAAGUAGAGGAGGUUGUUGAAAAAGAGAAAAAGAAACGGAAAAAGGAAAAAACUCCAUCAAUUAGCGAAGAGGAGGUGAUAAAGGAUAAUAGAAAAAAGAAGAGUAGAUUAGUGGAGCAGAUAGCUGCCACUGAAAAGAAGUUAGAUAGGAGGAAGACACAUAGGUAUCCGAUAGAAGAUGAUCAAGAAAUAACAAGAUACUAUGAAACAGAGAAAAAGAAAAAGAAAUCGCAAGAAGAUAAAAAUUCACAGGAGAAGGUGGUUUCCACUAGCACUGUGAUCAACCUAGAGAGUGAAGAAACAUCAGAUGAAAAUUUUUCUGAGUCCAGCAGAAACUAUGAUAAUCAAGCUAGAUUUAGUACUGUAUCUUCUGAUCAAGAUGAUCAUUAUGCUGCAGACUCUGUGACUGACCCACAAGUAGCUCAAGAUUUUUCCAGUUUUGACAACCCUGUAACCAAGAAGAAGAGAAAGAGAAAACAUCAUAAGGGACGUUGUGUUCAGAAGAAACAAAAUGAAGAUGAUGAUUCUUCCGUUGGGUAUAUUCUCUCUGAAGAAGCUCCCCUGUUUAGUACGAGUUCUGACUCGAAGCAUAAUUUACCCGAUUCAAGACCUCGAAACAAAAGGCCUCUUCUUAAUUCCAAUUUCACUCAGAGAAAACACAUACAGUUCACUAGUGAUGAUGAAGAAGAGGUGUCCUCUGCUAUUAAUGAAGACAUGGAGUCUGCUAAUGAAAUUGAAAUUGUGGAAACCAACACAAAAAUGUCAAGAAAGAAGGAACUGAGAUCAAGCUUCCCUGGCCAGAGUCCUAACCAUAAUACUAUGGACAACAUUAAAAAUGUAUCUAAUUUAAGCAAAUCCCUACCGAAUCUUGAUGAUCAGUCUUCGAUUAAGUCGAGGAAAGAAGGAUCUCUCUUUCAUAGCACACCAGAUCAUAAGAAAACUCCUGAUGUUGUUGAGGUGGAGCGAGAAAGUUCAGCUCCUUUUCUUCCUCCUGAUUACUCUUCACUUUACAGUAUUUCUGGGAGGAGUCCUCUAAAUAGGGGCAAAAGUAGUAAUUUGGAACAGUUGGCUACUCUGCGCAGAAUAUAUGAAAAUAAAACCAUCACAGUAUGCAAGGUUGAUUCAAGAAGGGAGCAGACAAAACCUAAAACAAGGGAAUUGCCAGUGUCUACCACAGGUCCUCUCUUUAAAUCACCACCUCCAGUAUUCACAAGUCCCAAACAGGUUAAUGAUGAAUGUAAGCAAACCUUCCAGAAUCUUAUACAAAUGAAGAGCAGAACAGUUCCUCUUAUUUUUCCAAAUGCAAGAACAUUACAGCGAGAUCCCAGUCCAGAUGUCAUGAGAGAAAAGGAAAGUCAAUCUUGUCCUCCAAAUGUAGGUAAUAGAGGAGCACUUGAUAAUUCACUUUCUAAUGGAAGCAGAAGUGCAGGUGGCCGAGAUACAGCAGCGAGUAGUCUGCAGGCGAUAUCUCCAGCAAAGAGGGAAAGUUGUAAUGUUACUCAAAACUACAGUCAUGAAAUGGAGGAAAAUGUGGAACUUCAUAGAACUCCUCUACAUUCAGAAUAUGAGAGUCCCAUGACAGAGUCACUUCCAGGUAGCUCAAAAUGGUUCACGGUUCCAGAUAACACUACAAAUCAAAGAGUUGGGCUCUUCCACACGAAGAGGAAAGAGAAAUUAAGGCCAUACCAAUCUGUAGCUGCAUGUCUUCAAAACAUAAGACAGCAUGCUGAUAGUGGUACUGAGAUGGGGGAGCUGCUAAUACUCAAUGAUGAAGUGGAUGCAAUAUGCCAAGAUGAGAUUAGCGAUGAAGCAAUGCUUGAUAAAGAACCUAAAGCAGAAGGAAUGCUGAAAUCACAAGAACUUCGCAAGGUGACUACAGUAAAUGCUGGUGUUAGAAGAAAUCUGAUGUCUAGCCAAGUCAGUGAAAAAGCAUUCAAGACCACACCUCCCAAAAGUAAUAAUGAGGUGGUUGACUUGGAAAGUGAUGAUGAUGAAAUUCCAACAAGUAAUGGUGUUGAAAUGGAUAUUAGUGCCGAGGUUUUGAAACCUAAUGAAAUAGUUGAAACUUCUAAUGAAGUCAUAGUGAAAAAUAGAAAGACAGUUAGUUUUAAUGUAAAGCCUAUAAAUAAUGAGAGAGAGACUGAUAACUCUACUGCAGAGAUUAUUUUAGACAAGAAAAACAGGGUUAGUUCUGGGGCAAAGACAGAUGAUAAAAAGAAGACUGAUUGUGUAACAGAGAUUGUAGAGGAUGGUCCAAAGACAGUUGAUUAUAUUGCAGAUAUAGAAAAAACUGGAAAAUCAACUAAUUUUGGUUGUAAUUUUGUAGAUGAUGAGGAUGAGAUAAUAGAAGAUGAUGUGGUUGGUUUUGAUGCUGAAAUUACAGAGGACAAAAAAGAGACAAGUGAUUAUGAUGGUAGUGGUCAAGAUCACAGUGAAAAAAAUUGUGAUAAUCCUACUCCUGCUGCUGCUACAUCAGUGCACCAGACUGAAGAUGACCAGAGAGCUUUAGAAGAAGCAGUUUUUGAGGAGUUAAAGGAGGACAUGCUGAAAGAAGUUAAACAGGUGCCUAGAAAGGUUAGUGAGCAAGGUGUUGAAAUGAGUGAAGCUUACUUUGAAAAGUUCCCGCUUAUGAAAGUCCCUCCGAAAGCUGGCGAGUUUAUUGCAGUAAAAGUGUUGAGUUUGGAUAAAUCUUAUGCUCCUGUGUACUCCAACUACCUUCAAGCACGUGUGAUAAAAAUGGAUGGACUCAAGGUUACUCUCAAAUAUGUUGAUAAAAUAAAAUCCAGUGAAGAAUUGGACAAAGAAGAAAAUGUGGAAGAAGUUGACCUGACUUUUGAGGAGGAGGAGGAAGUUGACCUGACUGAAGAUACACUGGACAAAAAUGCUGUUGUAGAGGAGCUUGACUGGCGGGACAUUUGUGAACCAAGACUUAUUUUUCCAUAGCAUUAAUGUAUACCACAUGUAUAUAUAGGUCUUAUUAUUUCACAUGGUCCACUGAAUGUUGUGGAUGUUAGUUCAGUAGUACUGUAUUUGCAUUACCGACAUAUGUAUUGCUAUGAAGUUAGUCAACGUAAAAGUAAUAUUUUUCAGUUUUUAAAUUGUGAUAGUAGUGUGUAUAUUCAGCAUUUUAAUCCAUUCAAAUUAUUUUCUUAAAAGCUUCAUGUAAUACUAUGUCUGGAUUUGCAAGUCAGUAGUAGUAGUACUACUACUAUUUAAGAGAAAUGCUUUGUAAAUGCUAAUACAUCUUAUACACUAUAUGUUGAAUAUCAAAGAUAAUGUAAUGUAUUUUUGUCACCCAGUGCCCACAAUCUUAAAUCAUCAGGCUCUUAAUUUUAUCUAAGCAAUAUGAACUCUUUCUUUCAAGUGCUGUUAUCUGAUUUUAAGUUAAUUUCUUUCAAGUGCUGUUAUCUGGUUUUAAGUUAAUUGACAUAUUACAGUAGUUAUUUUAACAUUCAUCACUACCAUCAUUAAUAUUAUUACUUCUACAGUUCUCACUCAC